GCACCUUGUGUGUGUCGCUGAAGGUACGUCGCUGCGCUGCUGCUGCUGCUGCCACUGUUGCUGUCGCGCGCGUCGCAUGCGCCCCGAAGGCCCUGCAACCACCCUGUUGUCGCACACACUGCCAGCACCCGUCGCGUUGCAUUCUGCGAGCGCAUCGCCAAAGUCAACUUCGCGCAUGCUGACUGUCUGUAAUAAAGAUCUAGGAGCAUCGCAACAGCUGUCCCUUCCAGCGCGUGUUGGUGCAUUCUCGAGACACGUUGUGUGUGGAGAGUGAAGUGUGAGCUUAGGCCCGAGUACUACAGCGAUCGUCCGUCCUUGACCACGACUGCUACGUCACUACCGAACAUGGCUGCUGCAACCCAAACCGCGCGCACAUCCCCCCCGAACUCGAAGAUGUCCUCUCCCAAAGAUGGCAAAGGUACCCUUCCUCUCGUGACUAAGACUGAAGAACCUGCAGAGGUCAAGACAGACAUUAAGGAAAUUCCUACUGUAUCCGAACCGAUCAACAUCGACGCAAAGCCUGCGACAUCCAAUGCUGCACCGCUGGCACCUCCACCAAAACCAUCAGCACCUGGCGAGACGGCCGACUACUUCAACACUGUACACAACCCCUUCUCGCUCGAGCCCAACGUCUUCGAACAGUCUUUCGGAGGAAACGGCUCCGUAGAAACACCCGGCGGCCGUACCAUCCUGCCGCCUGUUGCAAAUAUAACGUCGCCAAACCCCCUGCCUGGCAUCACACCUGGUUGGCAAUCGUUGCGCGCCGGUCCUCUAAGCCCUGCUAUGCUCAGCGGCCCCACAGGUCAGACCGACUACUUCAGCGAGUCGUUCAGAGGCUUUCCCACUCCCAACGAAUCUUCGCUUCGCACUGGUCUUACUCCUGGCGGUGGCGGGUCCAUGUUCCCUGCCCCCAGCCCUAAUACCCAAGCAAUCUUUAACCUGCAAAGUGCUGGUGUCACUCCUGGAACGGGCGACUUCCAGCAGGCUGCUUUGCGCGCGGCCGCUCAGGCUAACCAAAAUAAGACUACUGUAGCACCCACUUCUCAACCUGAUACGGUUACCGCAGGAAUGGAUCGCCAAAACAACUAUCAACAAGCUCAGCAGCAGCAGCAACAAAGGUCCCAAAAUGAUCCUUACGCUAACCAUGACGUCAGCAGCGCCGCUAACGAUCUGCUCUCAUUUGCAAGUCAGAACGGCGGCGGUGCAAGGAAUAACCAGCCACCAUUCUCAAUGGCACCCAACAACCAGUCAGUCAAUGCUGGUCACAUGCCUGUGCAACCUGUUGGUGGUGAUCACAGUCGUCGUAACACCAAAGGCUCGAUCAACAGUAUGGCUUCUGCUGAUACUGGUGACUUCUCGGAGUCCGGCCAAAGUGAGCAAAACAAGGGCACUCGUACACGAGGCAAGAAGGGUGCUGCUAACGGCAAGCAAGCCGCCGGUACCAAGCGCAAAGCCGACGACAUGCCCAAGGGUGGUCGCAAGAAGGGUGCCGCUGCCACUAUGGACGACGAGGAUGACUCCGAUGAUGAGAUGCAAAACCUCAAGGAAGAGGAGUUUGACAGCAAGGGGCGCAAGAUGACAGACGAGGAGAAGCGCAAGAACUUCCUCGAGAGGAAUCGUGUCGCUGCCCUCAAGUGCCGUCAAAGAAAGAAGCAAUGGCUUGCCAACCUACAGGCAAAGGUCGAGUUGUUCAGUACAGAGAACGAUGCGCUCUCCGCUACUGUCACUCAGCUUCGUGAGGAAAUAGUUAACCUCAAGACCCUCUUGCUUGCCCACAAGGACUGCCCAGUCUCCCAGGCUCAAGGUCUUCAUGGCAACGCUAUGAACAACUUCCUUGGUAGCGAUGUCAGCCAUCAAAAUCCAUAUGGCAUCGCCCAGCUGCAACAUAAUGGCGUUCACCACAUGGGGAUGCCAAUGCAGGGUCAGAUGAUGAACCGGUAAACAUGUUGUCUGAGCGAGCCAGGUAGAACUCUGGAUCAUUCCCAGAGUUUUGACCGACAACUCCUUCGAGGUCUGCUUCAUCUUUUGAUCUCCCUCACUGGAUCCUACCAACUUUUAAUUCACGCACCUUAUCCUUCCUCUCCUUCCUUGGUGCUGCGCCAAUGCAUGGUCUGGCGCUUGGCGUACGUCGUGCUGGCAUCUUCACAACAAGGAACGCAACAUCUCCCGGUCACCAAAAGGCUUUCAUUACCUCAUUGGGUGCCGACGAGGCAUCGGUACCGGAAACGCGCCCACGAUCCUGUCGAGCCUUCGACGGUUCUUCUCUCUUUCAGCACACGUACAUACAUGGCGGUGGGUCUGAUUCAUUUCUCGG
Boeremia exigua is the source of this 2314-nucleotide messenger RNA. Its product is annotated as Aft1 HRA domain-containing protein. The coding region runs from base 346 to 1941 and encodes 531 amino acids. Gene Ontology annotation, molecular function: RNA polymerase II cis-regulatory region sequence-specific DNA binding; DNA-binding transcription factor activity, RNA polymerase II-specific. NCBI's taxonomy places the organism in Eukaryota, Fungi, Ascomycota, Dothideomycetes, Pleosporales, Didymellaceae. The record is from RefSeq and is a predicted model, not a curated record. Gene Ontology annotation, biological process: regulation of transcription by RNA polymerase II. The transcript has 5 exons.